Messenger RNA from Ailuropoda melanoleuca (giant panda), 1274 nucleotides. It is a transcript of the gene FAM107B, whose product is annotated as family with sequence similarity 107 member B. The transcript is spliced from 5 exons. The coding region runs from base 16 to 942 and encodes 308 amino acids. The record is from RefSeq and is a predicted model, not a curated record. Lineage: Eukaryota; Metazoa; Chordata; Mammalia; Carnivora; Ursidae.
GUUUCACUGCAGGUCAUGUCCACAUGGAAAGCAAGGCUCACCAGAAGACUGAAAUCUCCAUCUAGAAGGAUGCAUCCUUUUCCAUGCUCAGCUCUGCUUGCUUGUUUUGGGAAUACAAGAGAGAAUGCGCCCUUUGACCAGCCCAGCACAGCUGAUACUCAUUCCACCAUCUAUGUUCAGCCCAUGGCCAAAGCAGGGAGGCACCCAAGUCACUCAAAAGGGGAAGAAAGAACUCCAGAGGAAAGGCGAGAUUCCGGCAUCUGCUCAGAGAAAAAUGGCAGUGCAAAUCUGAAUUCAAGUAACCACACUGCCAACCAGCCUAUUGAGACCCCUGAGGAUUCACCUGGUUCCCUAGAAGGUAAAUCGGACAGUGACGCAGUUACUUUCCAGACUUCUAUCCCCAGACCAUCAAUUAUUGAAAUGCCAACGGAAGAAGAGGAAUCCCAGGAAGAACCUAAAUGCCUCAAGUUGGGACAGAAGAUGGCAUCAGACGGCCCAUCUGAGGAUACUGACCUUAAGGAAGCGUAUCUCAUCCCAAGAAACAUCAUGGCUGAGCCAGACUACAUAGAAGAUGACAAUCCUGAACUAAUUAGGCCUCAGAAACUAGUCAAUCCUGUCAAAACGUCCCGCAACCAUCAGGAUCUUCACAGAGAACUUCUCAUGAAUCAAAAAAGGGGUCUUGCCCCUCAGAACAAGCCAGAAUUGCAGAAAGUGAUGGAAAAGAGAAAACGAGAUCAAGUAAUAAAGCAGAAAGAAGAAGAAGCACAAAAGAAGAAAUCUGACUUGGAAAUAGAACUAUUAAAACGGCAGCAGAAGCUGGAGCAGCUUGAACUUGAGAAGCAGAAAUUGCAAGAAGAACAAGAAAAUGCCCCAGAGUUUGUGAAGGUUAAAGGCAAUCUCAGGAGAACAGGCCAAGAAGUGGCCCAAGCGCAGGAGUCGUAGGCCCGGAGACAGAGACCGCGCGCCCAGCCCACCACACGGGGAAGCUGUGAGCAGGCGCCUCGUCAAUGCUUAAUCUCAGGGCCAGAGCCCCUGGAGAGAACCCAGCCAGCAGAGAAUUGUUACUUUAAAAAGGAUUUGGUUUUGGUUUUCCUACAAUCUGGGUGGAUAAAUGAUCUGUGACAGUUGCAAUUCCUACUCGCCAAACGAAGGACGUUGACCAGCACUUAAGUUGGGAUAAGUGAACCUGUGUUCAAAGACUUAAAAAAACAAAAAAACAAACCCACAACAGCAAAAAAGAGGACACUGGAAUAAAUUCUAGAGAGUUGCACUAC